GGAGUGACAUCAUUAUCAACAAAAAUUGCUCAUCAAUUUCGUAUUUUAUUUUUGGUUGUACCUAUACAUAUUUUUGUUUUUUGCAAUAUACUAUUAUUUUUAGAACAUCUUCAUUUGGAGACGAAAACAAACUAAGUCUCCAACUCAUUCAUUAGUUUGUGUUAGUCCACCGCACAGGUGAAAGGCAAUCCGAACGUUCGAUUUAUUUUGUAUUCCUUCUUUUUUGUGAAAUCUUGGAUAAAAGGGUUCGGCAGAAUAUGUAACUAGUGUUAAACCGAUACCUACGAGUAUCUGCAGACAAAAAAAAAAUAAACCUAAAUAGAUAUUAAUUGAAAAACUCGUAUGUGUAUAGCAAAGCAACUUACAUAAGUGUUUGUUUUGGUUUUCUUCAAAGGAAAAGUGUGUUGGAAUAUUAAAAUAGAACGACAAACAAAUUAAUUGCAUAUAAAUAAAUUAUCUACUCCCAUUGCAAAGAAGUCCGAACCUUUAAUAUCUGAUGAUUGAUUCUAUUUACGUACAUAUAAGAUACAACAUUGCACAUCGACUGACGUAGUCAAGUCGUAGGCUAGACACUUUAGAGUAGAGACCGAGAAACUUCAAUUUGGCUGUGUAGACUACACCACGUGAACAUUUAAAUAAUUGUUUAUUGCUGUAAAAUAACUUUGUUUUGUUUUUAAUUUUAUUUACCUAUGGAUUUUCUUAUGACAAAAUUAAACUCUAAUUAAUUCAAGAAAACAGUUUAACCAAAAAAAAAAAGCAAAAUGCUUCGUCAUAUUAGUCAUUAAACCUUAAACUUCCUUAAAACAAAAAUAAUUUGUUAAACAUUUAGUCUGUGAUAUUAAGUUGAGUGACAAAAUUUUAUUUUUGGAUAUUUUGAAAAAAUAAAAAUGAAUAGAGUUUUCGAGUUCUUUCGAAAUCACCAUAUCCUAGCUGUUGUCGAAGAUGCCUUGGAAAACUUGUCUUUCACGCUUAAUUUGUCCCGCUUCCAGCUGACGGAAAUACCGGAUUUGGUGCACGCAUGUGAGAGUAUUAUGAAGUUAUUUCUUAAUCACAAUCAGUUGACACAGCUUCCAGACUACCUCGACAGUUUUCAUCGUUUACAAAUUCUUACACUCGACUACAAUCAUUUGCAACAAUUUCCCACUGUGAUAUGCAAUAUAACAACAUUGCGUGAAUUAAACUUAAGUUGCAAUCAAAUAGACGAACUUCCACCGGAAAUUGGACGUUUAAGGGAAUUGGAAACAUUUUGGUGUAAUAAUACAGGACUAACCAAAAUACCCGAUGAAAUAUCCAAAUGCAAGCGAUUAGAAACAUUUGGUGCACGAGGAAAUCAAAUCGAAACAUUACCAUUAAAUUUUGGUUUAUUAAAUAGACUUAAAUGGCUAACAUUGGAAAACAAUCAACUAAAGAGCUUACCACAAAGUUUAAUUGGCUUAAAAAGAUUGGUUCAUUUAAAUUUGAAAAGUAAUCAAAUAACUGAGAUGCCGGAGUUUUUAAGUUCUUUGAAAAAAUUGCAGUUUGUUUUUCUUAAUUUCAAUAGAAUUAGUGAAGUUAAUGAGGAGAUCUUAGAUAAAACACAAUUCAUAAAAAUGAUCAAUUUAAAUGACAAUCCUGUUAAGGAUAGUAUUGACAUAACGAAACAUUCACACAUUGUUGUAGACAGACCCGCUGCACAAAUGAGCGCCUCUAAUAACUCAGACAUUGAUGCAAACGACGAUGAUGAAAACAUCAACGAUUCAGAUCUGUCCGAUUGGGAAAAUAGUAUUGAGACUAGUGAUAUUGACACAACUGACGAAAGCUCAGAAGAAAAUGACAUAGAAGACAUUUCAAUUCUUAUCCCGGAACUAUCACGUUAUAUAACCAAUUUUAACUGAAAAAAAUAGUAAAACCUUUUUGAAAACAAAAAUGAAAAUAAACAAAUCAAGUCAAUUAUUA
Molecule: messenger RNA, 1935 nt
Organism: Eupeodes corollae
Lineage: Eukaryota; Metazoa; Arthropoda; Insecta; Diptera; Syrphidae
Product: leucine-rich repeat-containing protein 57
Exons: 4
Coding region: 888-1874 (328 amino acids)
Molecular function (GO): protein binding
Source: RefSeq, a predicted model, not a curated record